Molecule: messenger RNA, 3037 nt
Organism: Galendromus occidentalis (western predatory mite)
Lineage: Eukaryota; Metazoa; Arthropoda; Arachnida; Mesostigmata; Phytoseiidae
Product: arginine-glutamic acid dipeptide repeats protein
Exons: 6
Coding region: 1-2697 (898 amino acids)
Biological process (GO): negative regulation of DNA-templated transcription
Cellular component (GO): nucleus
Molecular function (GO): RNA binding; metal ion binding
Source: RefSeq, a predicted model, not a curated record
AUGGCGACCGACGAAGAAGAGGGGGAGAUCAUAUCCGACGAUGAGAACAAUGGACCUCAAGAUCAAACUAGAGAGGAGAAAAGAGUUCCGGAGGAGAAAAAAUCCUCAGAGCCCCGACCCAUGUCGAUUGGUGAUAUCGCUGCCAGGAUUCAAGAACAGAACGCACUUCGGAUGGCUUCGGGCUUGGAACGUAUGCCGCACGACGAAGAUAGAUCGAGGAAACGACAUCACAAGAAGGAGAAGAGACGCCGUCGCAAUAGCCAUUCGGAGGAGGAUUCCCCCCACCGGAAACAUAGACGGCACGAGCGCCAAAGGUCUCGCUCCAGGUCGAAAUCUCGGUCCAGGAGUCCGCCCAAGAAAGCGAAGAAAGAAGAUCGCGUGCCAUGCAAAUAUUACAUGGAAGGAAAGUGUCAAAAGAGUGAUGAUUGCCCAUUCUCGCAUGCCAUAGAGCAGACAAAACGUACCGAUUUGUGUCGGUUCUACGUGUCGGGUCACUGCAUAAAACGAAACUGUCCAUUUAUGCACGAAGACUUCCCAUGUAAAUUCUACCACACUGGAGCGCCUUGCUUCGCGGAUAAGAGCUGUCGCUACUCCCACGCACCUCUCACGGAUGAAAUGCGCGAUGUACUCAUGCGGUACCUCGAUGAAUGCAAAGGCCUAAAACGUGAAGACCUGGAGAGGCUCAGCCGUAAAGCCAAAGAGAGAGAGGACCGUCAAAAAGAUCCCAAAGCACCACCCCGAUCCCACAAGGAACCGCUCUUGGAACUGCCCCAGACGUUGAGGACAGAGGGAAUGCAAUUGGGCGUUGAGGAUACCGACUUCAGAAUACUCCCUCCAGGAACAGCUGAUGUCGAUUACCGGCUACCCGUGGGGAAGGAUGAUGGCGUCGGUAUGCAAGCUUUCUAUCGGGAUACGAUGGAAUCUCCGAAUGUCUCGCCGAACGGACGAAGAGAGUCUCACGAUAUUGACAGAAGUCCCGGCCAUGGAACAGAGAGCGCGGAUUCGAAGAGAGCCGAAGCCGGAGAUCGGCACAAUCAGAGCCCAAAACGAGUCGUGGAAAGACCAGCCGAUCCGAGAGAUCGUUCCAAUAACGUGGACACAAUGCCAGGCAUUCCCAAAUCGCAGCGAGAUCUCCUGAUGCGUUUGCAACAGAGAGUUGAAACAAGUCAGGACUCUCAGGGCAGCAGCCAAGAAGAAGGAAGACGCACCCCGAUGCCAGACGAGGAUACCGGCGAGAAUCGUCAUGAUGGACAGCAAGAAGACAGCGAUGACGAUCAGCCGCUCACCGACGUUAUCAAACGGCUUCAACAAACUCCAGCUAACACCGAUGCCCCUCCACCACCGGCAGCAGCUAGCCGACCCGGAGGCGGAAUCGAUCUCGUUAAAAUGAUUUCCUCAAUCAACAGCAGCAGUAAUUCAAAUAAUCAAUCCCAAAGCGUCAUUGCACAGCCCAACGAAUACUGGAAGCAGUUGUUGACUAUUGCGGGUGUGGAUCCCGCAACAGGAACAUCUCUUCCAACCGCGACCACCAAUCAAACGACACCACCGAAAGUCGAUCCUCGCAAGGCCCGGGAUCCCCGACAGCAGGCCCAGAGCCUUCCGUCACAGUUGCCAGUAUUCCCCACGUUAGAAGUCACCGUGACCAUCGAAUCGCACGACGGUGAGGCGCCCUACGUCCUUCGACCGAUCGAAACCUCGCCGGUGAGGUACGAUGAGCUGGUCCAUCUCGUGAAGAUGAAUUUCAGGCUGAAGUCUGAUCCUCGACUCGAACGUCAUCUCGAGAAAUUGGGGAAGCGAGAGGAACUGGUCGUCGAGUCGCCCCAGUCCCCACCACACAUUCAGCCGGCUCCGUCGGUGGCGGCGAACUUUCUGGCUCAGUUGGCAAUCGGGAAACCGGGUCUGCUACCUGCACCGGUUUUAGCCGCUCCGGACCGGAGCAAAAUCGAUCCUCGAUUGCGCUUGGGCAACCCUAGCGGUGGCGUCGAUCUCAGACCUCCAGGACUCCCAAUGCCGGACAUCCAAGCCCUCGCCAUGGGAGACCUCCGCAGACCUCCUGGAAUGAUGCCUUCGAUGUCCCCGGUGAGUCUUCCCGCUCCGGUUGUCAGACAGGACCCAAGACAAGCAGCGAGACAGGACCCUCGACAAGAGUCACGCUUCCAGCCGGCUUUCGCGUCGCCGCGAAACGAUCCGCCCAACGUGACGCCGGUGGAGCCGCGGCAAAAUUCAGCCAGAGUCGAUCCGAGGAGAAGAGCCGAUCCUCGAGCCAAAAGCACUCCCGCCACUGAAGAUCCCCCCAACGAGGAUCAGGUCAAGAAACCCACGCCUCCGAUUGUGUACAGCUCGCCCUUGUCGGCUUACGACGAUCAAGUCCCGGAAAAAACGUCGCCUUAUCCGCGCAGAAAUAUCGGUCGCAUCAAGAAGAAAAAUCCGCCGCCUGCGGCCACCGCUCCCCAGACUGCGUCGUCUUCCGAAGAGACUCAAAAAACGGACAUGCCUUCGACUUCUUCCGCACCGGCGUCGACCAACGCGGCGACUCCUCCGGCGUCCGCCGCUGCUGGAUCUGCAGGUCUGGACUCCCUGCCAGCUAUGCCGUCCCUCCGAUCCCAUCCGGUCGAUUCGUACUCGGUCGAUGUUGAGGACAAGACGCUCAGCGAAAUGUUUAAGAACAAAGACCCGACGGCCUCUCCUUUCAAUUAGGAGCUUGAGCUCGGCCUGCGAUAACGCCCCGCGAUCAUUCAUGUGAGGAAGGAGAUCUAGGCAGACGGAUGUCCUGUGACAGCCGCCGCGCGAAACGCUCCUUGACUUGAUUCGAAAGCCUGAAUGCCCUUGAAUCAUUUGGCUUUACGCGGGAUCCAUCUUGAUUCUGAUCGAGAACUUGUAUCUUGUAUCGUAGUGUACAUUGCUCUCGCAAUAGAGAAGUUUCCUGUAAAAUAUUACUAUAUAUACCUCGGAAGCUGGGCCGACCAGUUGACAGUGUUCGUGGAAAGAUGAUGUCUCCAGCUAGCGAGCAAUAAUGAUGGUAAAGUGAAAUUAAUAA